GAACCAUUUUCGGGAAAAGUUUGUAAUAUUUCAUUAUCACGAUAGAAUUUGUUAUUUGCCUUCAGCCAAUGAAGAGCUCGCAUUACUUUUCCCCGACGAACAUGAAAAAUCCCGAAAAUUGGAUCCAUCUUCAGUACUUGCGCGAUCAGCAUUUCUUCUACAUCAGAUCAUUCUCAAACAUACAUAUGGGAAUCGCCCAUUGCACGUUUCACAGAGAUUGUUCAUUGUGUUGCGAAAUUGGAACAGAAGCUUCCGAUCAGCAGGCAUAUUUUUGACGCAUACUUGACUUCUUUGUGAAAGCCUUGCUGCAAUUUGAUUUGGAGUUUCUUUUGCUAUAAGCGAAUAUUUCUUACGCGCAAGA
This is a messenger RNA of Rhizophagus irregularis DAOM 181602=DAOM 197198, 361 nucleotides long. NCBI's taxonomy places the organism in Eukaryota, Fungi, Glomeromycota, Glomeromycetes, Glomerales, Glomeraceae. The record is from RefSeq and is a predicted model, not a curated record.